Molecule: messenger RNA, 252 nt
Organism: Cutaneotrichosporon cavernicola
Lineage: Eukaryota; Fungi; Basidiomycota; Tremellomycetes; Trichosporonales; Trichosporonaceae
Exons: 2
Coding region: 1-252 (83 amino acids)
Source: RefSeq, a predicted model, not a curated record
AUGGGCAACUUCCUGCACCCCGACCAGGGCGGCGCUGCCGACUUCAACUGCAACGCCGAAGCCGGCGCGAUCAAGACCUGCCUCCAGGCCCAAACGGACCAGGCAAAGUGCACCGUCGCCAUCAAGGACCUGUACCAGUGCUGCGCGGCCAUGUGGCUCACUCACGCGCGUACCGGCGAGCGUCCGCAGGACGUCAAGGACUCUUAUUGCCCGCUGCCGCCAGAGCUGCAGGCUUUGCUCCGAAAGCAGUGA